AUGAAAAAGUUUAACAAGAGCAUCACAAUCUGUUUUGUUGACUUUUGCAAAACAUUUGAUUCCAUCAGCAGAGAUCUUAUGUUUAAAAUCCUUGCACUCUAUGGUAUUCCUCCCAGAAUUGUUGGUGCUAUUAGAGCACAGUACACAAACACCACUGCCACAGUUAUAUCUCCUGAUAGAGAGGCUCAUUUCUUUGAAGCUGAAGCAGGUGUUCUGCAGAGUGACACACUCUCUCUUUUCUUGUUCAUCAUUGUUCUCAACUAUGCCCUACAAAUUUCUCUAGAUGGUAUGGAGGAAAAGGAACUCCUUUUGAAACCUCGCCAGAGCAGUCAACAUUGCGCACAAUAUGUAACUGAUCUUGACUUUGCUGACGAUCUUGCCUUGAUAUCCCAUUGUAUUAAAGAUGCAGAAUCUUUGUUACAAGCACUGGAGAAAGCAGCAAACCAGGUCGGCCUUUACUGCAAUGAGAAUAAGACAGAGUUUAUCACAACCUCCUCCAAGUUAACUGAACUUAAAUCGCUCAAUAAUAUAUCAAUCAAAAACGUUGACGACUUCAAAUAUCUUGGAUCAUACAUAGUAGACUCCCAAAAAGACUUUCACAUCUGCAAAGCUCUUGCUUGGGAUCCAUUUUUAUUAGAAGCUUAUUUAACAAACAGACAUUUAGAAGUGUCUUUUUAG
Molecule: messenger RNA, 678 nt
Organism: Octopus sinensis (East Asian common octopus)
Lineage: Eukaryota; Metazoa; Mollusca; Cephalopoda; Octopoda; Octopodidae
Exons: 2
Coding region: 1-678 (225 amino acids)
Source: RefSeq, a predicted model, not a curated record